Molecule: messenger RNA, 794 nt
Organism: Mauremys reevesii (Reeves's turtle)
Lineage: Eukaryota; Metazoa; Chordata; Testudines; Geoemydidae
Product: histone H3.3A
Exons: 4
Coding region: 189-599 (136 amino acids)
Cellular component (GO): nucleosome
Molecular function (GO): protein heterodimerization activity; structural constituent of chromatin; DNA binding
Source: RefSeq, a predicted model, not a curated record
UUGCAUGAUGGUUAAAUAGCCCAGCCGGGGAACCCGCCAUUUUCUGCUGGGGCUGGCGGGAAAGGCGGGAAGGGAGCGAGAGCAGCGCGAGCGCCGGCGCGGGACUCCCAACGGCUCCAACGGUCGCUGCAGUGAGGAGCGCGAGCCACACACACAGCAGAUUUCUUCCGCACUAAAGACCAUCCAGAAUGGCCCGUACCAAGCAGACCGCUCGUAAAUCCACUGGUGGGAAAGCCCCCCGGAAGCAACUGGCCACCAAAGCAGCCAGGAAAAGUGCACCCUCCACUGGGGGAGUGAAGAAACCUCAUCGUUACAGGCCUGGCACUGUGGCCCUUCGAGAGAUCCGGAGGUACCAGAAAUCCACUGAGCUGCUGAUUCGCAAACUCCCGUUCCAGCGUCUGGUCCGUGAAAUCGCUCAGGACUUCAAGACGGAUCUGCGGUUCCAGAGUGCGGCCAUUGGAGCCCUGCAGGAAGCCAGUGAGGCUUAUCUCGUGGGUCUCUUUGAAGACACCAACUUGUGUGCAAUCCACGCCAAAAGAGUCACCAUCAUGCCAAAAGACAUCCAGCUGGCACGUCGUAUCCGCGGCGAGCGGGCUUAACUCAUUGGCGGCCGAUAUCCGCUCACACAGUGUAUUAGAGUAGACUCUAGGUUUGUUUGUUUUUUUCCUACUCCUGUUUGUAGUGGCUAGGACACGGGGAGAUGUUAUAACCUAUCUUAGUAGGAUAUAAGCGAUCAGGAGAGUUGAAUCAGUUUGUUCAUAAUGUACAAGCAAAAAAACAAAUUGAGAAAUUUA